Molecule: messenger RNA, 1431 nt
Organism: Penicillium roqueforti
Lineage: Eukaryota; Fungi; Ascomycota; Eurotiomycetes; Eurotiales; Aspergillaceae
Product: alpha/beta fold hydrolase
Exons: 3
Coding region: 1-1431 (476 amino acids)
Molecular function (GO): hydrolase activity
Source: RefSeq, a predicted model, not a curated record
AUGGGCAGGACCAUAUCCCGCGUUUUGAUCGGGGCAGCUGUCUUUGCCUAUGGCUUCUUUACAGUUAUUCUUUACGACCUCGUUGCCUUAGCGAAAGGCACCUACUUUAGACGCCCCACUGAAACCGAGAAACGAGACCUACAGCUUGCUCGUGCUCGCCUGUGGGAUUUAUCUAAAGAUUUCGAAGGUCUCUCUCACCACAUUCUAACCUUGCAAAGCGGAUUCAAGUUCCAUUUUGUUAGUAACGAUACUCCAAACACACCGAAAACCGUCAAUUCCGAUAAACCAUUGGUCAUCUUCAUCCACGGAUUCCCCGAUAGCUGGGCGAUCUGGCGACACAUUAUCAAAAACCCUGCUCUGCAAGAGGCCGUUUCACUAGUUGCGAUUGACCUCCCGGGAUAUGGAGGAACAGAGAGCCUGGAAGAAUAUAAUGCAACGAAUGUCUUGGAGAAAUUGACAGAGCUGAUCGUCACUCUGCGAACCCAGUAUGGCGUGGACUCGGGCAACGAGAGCAACAAGAAGAGGACGAUAAUUGUCGCCCAUGAUUGGGGUUGUGUCUUGUCCAUGCGUCUCGCUGCCGAAGCUCCGUCCCUAGCCCAUCGGUUCAUCCUGUCCAAUGGACCAUCAAUCAAAUUGGUUGAAUCUAAUAUCCGCCGUCUACUCUUCUCGACUAAUAAGAUGCUCGGCAACGCCUGGCGUUCACCAAUGCAUGCCCGCGUCCCGCUGAUGCAAGCACUCCGAAGCUUCACCCCUCUCGCCCGCCAGCUUGUCCUAUCCGGCUAUAUCUUUGCCAUGCAGCUACCAACGCCAAUUGUCUACUACCUCCUGUCCGGAGGCAACCAGUCACUAUUGAAAAUUUGCCACCUCACCUCCUACAACAAGGACGAAUAUACUUCCCUCGACGUGGCCAACAGUAUGGCCAGCACCAUGGGUCCGUCCACCGCAGAAUCGGAUACUAAAACUUCCAGCGGUGAUGCCUAUCCUGCCAACCUCAGCCAGCGCGCGUUCGCACAUGUCAUGCACAUGGCGGCUUAUUACCGUGAUCGGGCGGCGACGGCGUCUUGGACCAAGUCUAUUGAAACGGUCGCUAGCUUACACAGUAUUUCAUCCGGAAAGCGACUGUCCAGCAGCGGAGCUGGACUGUUUGACGAAGGUCCCCCGGGCGCUCUCAAAGCUAGCGCAACCAUUUUCUGGGGCAAGGAUGAUAUUGCUCUUGACCAGAGGAUCUGCCUUGAUGGGAUGGGUGAUUACUUAGCGCAGGGAUCCCAUAUUGUGCUGCUUCCCCGCACGGGACAUUGGACGCCGGUUGAGCGUGAGAGCGGCGCAGCUUUGGUCAAGACUAUUGAAUGGGCUGCUCAAGGUGAAGAGACAGACAUCGGGACGGCCAUCGCUGAAUCCUACCCGGGUGUUCAGGUCACCUUUUCGCGAUAA